This is a messenger RNA of Strongylocentrotus purpuratus (purple sea urchin), 2922 nucleotides long. RefSeq names its product zinc finger protein 665. Gene Ontology annotation, cellular component: nucleus. The transcript is spliced from 6 exons. Gene Ontology annotation, molecular function: protein binding. The record is from RefSeq and is a predicted model, not a curated record. The coding region runs from base 296 to 2779 and encodes 827 amino acids. Lineage: Eukaryota; Metazoa; Echinodermata; Echinoidea; Camarodonta; Strongylocentrotidae.
CAACAACAUCUUGCUUGAUUUGGUUUCUCAACUUUCUGUUUUGUGUUUUUCUUUGCACCUUUGCUCCGCUCAUUUCCGGCUAUUGAAUUGGCUAUUGGGGGGAAAAUAUUUCGACAUUUCAGCAAGAGGUCGUUUUGAUUUUAUCAGUUUACUAUAGGGCCUAGAUCUUGAGCCAUGGAAGGUUAUUACCCGCCUGGUUUCUACUGCCCUGAAAGAGAUCAACAGGGAAAACAGACAACAUCAACAACCUUCACAACAGCAGCAACAUCAACAACAAGAUGUUGCACCGUACCCCAUGGACCUACCAUACCACACAACCUCACAGCAUCAGCCUGAGUUUGUAGUUACUUGUAGAGAUAAUCCCGAUGGCAGCUAUCAUACAGCUAAACUGGAUCAGCCUCUCAGACCAUUCCCUGUAGGCCUACAUCCUGGUGCUCCGAUAUUGCGCUCUAUUUAUCAAGAUUCUGACCCUCUGAUCCCAGCCUCGGAUAUUAUGAACCACCAAGUCCACCAGCAGACACCAGUCACUGUUGGUGUAGGAGGUCACGGGGUCAAAUCAUCAAAUCUACCAGCAAGCCUCGUUCCACCCAUCACAACUCAUGAACCAGUGGCGGAGAGAAAUAACUUUGUUGUUGCAACUUGUGAACCAGUUGUAGAGAACAACAUUUCAUCGAUAGCAACUUGUCAACCAGUUUUAGAGAGAAAUAGCCUACCCGUUAGAACUUAUGAAUCGGUUGUAAAUGGCAACACCCAACAGUCACAAGGCCAGACACCUAUUGCCCCAACUCCCUCUCAGGAAACUCAAGACGAUGAACAUAGAGAGCAGCAUCCAACCUCCUCACACCACCCAAUCGCAAGUCCUCCAAUCAGUAAUGACUCGAGCAAGGCGGUGGAGCCUCUGGUAACUUGUAACGUAGAAGAGAGUAGUGAAGUUACAUCUCGUGCCCCUGAGCUGCCGCAGAGUCUCUUGUUUAAAACUUCAUCUAAAGAGGAAACACAGCUGCUUGCCGCCCUCAAUCUCAAAAAGACCAAGUCUAUUCAAGAUCUUCCACAGAAUCUCUCGUUUAGAGCGACAUCGGAGGGCAAGGUUGAUGGCGUGAUUGCCAAGGAGAGGAUAGAGAAAGAAGUGGAUUUUGGACCAUACACAGGAACACUGCUCGAUGAGGAGCAGGGAUGGUCUAUAGAUACAACAUGGGAGAUUUGUAUCUCGGAUAGAGUGCAUUUCUACCUUGAUGGACAUAAUAACUGGAUGUCUCAUCUAAGAUUUGCCCAGACGGACAAGGAAGAGAAUAUGGAAGCUUUCCAAUCCUACGGCAAAAUCUAUUUCCGAAGCACAAAGGUUGUUGAACCAGGAAGUGAACUAAAAGUGUUCUACAGUGAGGAUUAUGCCAAGCAUGUUGGAAUACAGACUAGAUUGAAGGAUCUGCACUUUAAGCAGGAUUCACAGAAGUUCCAGUGUAGCCAGUGUGCAGAUCUGUUCACAUCUGCUAAACUUAUCCUGAGGCACAUCACCAUAUGUGAACACACCAGUCGUACAGCAAUUAAGGUUCUACCUGUGCCUACAAAGAAGGAGAAAAAGAAAAUAUCAGCUAGAAAUAAGAAAAGUGCUAAACAGCCACCCAGGAAGAGGAAAAAAGUGAGCAACAAGGAAGGAUGUGCUUUUAAGUGUGGUACCUGUGAGAAGGUCUUUGAUUCUCGCGGGAGACUAAAGGCCCAUGAGCAGUUUCACGAUUACAACCAGGACCACACUUGUCCUGUGUGUGGGAAGAGACAGAGAAAUGCUCAGACGUGGGCAAGACACAUGAUGCUGCAUAAACCAGGGAACGAAGCCAGGCCCCACAAGUGUAAUGAAUGCAACGGAAGGUACAAAUCGAAAGCUGCGCUCCGGAAACAUGCGAAUGAGAUCCAUGGGUACCCUUGCCGGUUUUGUAAAGAACGGUUCUUGAAAAAGAAAGACUGUCUGAAUCAUGAACUGACACACCAAUCUUUCUUAACAUCCCAUUCUGGUGCAACAACCGACCCAUCUGCAAUGCUUGUUUCAUCUGCAAUGGUUCUUCCAUCUGAAGCAACAAAUGCUACAGCAGAACCAUCACCUGAUAAGCCAAAGGAUAUGCUUGGUAAAACUGCUACCUUCUACCUCAGAAAUCGCCCGUACAAGUGCCGCUUCUGCCCUAAGACCUAUCUAACCCGCAACGUUGCCCUUGUUCAUGAGAGAGAGAUGCACUUUGGAGACCGAGCCUACAACUGCAGUCAUUGCUCAAAGUCUUUUGGUAAGGAAUCCAUGCUGGUGGCACACCUUAAGAAUCAUGAGCAGCAUCGCAUGUAUCGCUGCACGCACUGUCCAAAAACUUUCAGGUCCGAGAGUGCCUUUAACAAUCACCAAGGAGAGCACAAUGGACUGAAACCAUUCAAGUGUGAGCUUUGUGGUCGAGGAUUCAGAGUUAGAAAAGGAGUAACUCAUCACAAGCGACGCAUGCAUCAGGAUCGCCCUAUGCGUUUCUUCUGCUCCGUCUGCAAUAAAGGAUUUACUGAUAGAGGAAACCUGAUAAAACAUGAACGUCGUCAUGAUGGUUUUAGGCCCUUUGAGUGUUUGGAAUGCGGAAGCAGAUUCACAGCAAAGUGUUCCCUCGAGAAUCAUGCACGUACACAUGUGGCAGAGAAACCAUUUUCUUGCGAGAUCUGUGGUAAAACCUUCCCGCGGAAUGAUUAUUAUACUCAUCACAUGUUCAAACAUAAACUAGAGGAUGAAGGGAUUUUGGGUAAGGGCGUAGAAGGAUAGAUGGCAAACAUCAUUAGUGUUUUGUUACCUUAAUGACAGAUGAAUCAAUGAUCAAAUUCAAUUCAGUUUAAUACAGCCAUAAAUGAAUACUGUUUCAAAAGCAGACACAUUGGUAUGAAAUGUUUGUGAAUUGUUCAGGCUUA